This is a messenger RNA of Aureobasidium vineae, 519 nucleotides long. The record is from the annotation of a GenBank genome assembly. Lineage: Eukaryota; Fungi; Ascomycota; Dothideomycetes; Dothideales; Saccotheciaceae.
AUGCCCAUCUACUCGACGCAGAUCGUCCGCCUGGACGGCUUGAUGCUCGCUGCAUCAAUCGAGAACUCUCCAGACCUCAUCUUCUUCGCCAUCACCGAACGUUCUUUCCCCAAGGAACUUGCCGCCAUGUACCUUGACGACGUCUCAGCAGAAUUCUUGAGCACCCACAGAGACACCGAAUACCGUUCGCCAGCAUUGCGCCCGUAUGCUUUCAACGACUUCGAUACCUUCAUGCAACGCACGAAAAAGUCAUACGAGAACCCUAGGGCUUCGAACAAUCUGGACAAGGUGCAAGCUCAGCUGAAAGAGACGACUCAGAUCAUGUCCAAGAACCUGGAGGAUCUGCUCUACCGUGGUGACAGCUUGGACAGAAUGGGCCAGAUGAGUUCCGACUUGAGAGAAUCUAGCAANAAGUACAAGCGUGCCGCAGUGAGAAUCAACUGGGAAUUGCUCUUGAAGCAGACCAGAAAGCCGCCUGUCGCGGUUGACGAAUAUCUUUCAGGUCCUACUCCCGAGUGA